Messenger RNA from Camelus dromedarius (Arabian camel), 5896 nucleotides. RefSeq names its product steroid sulfatase. The transcript is spliced from 11 exons. Lineage: Eukaryota; Metazoa; Chordata; Mammalia; Artiodactyla; Camelidae. Gene Ontology annotation, molecular function: arylsulfatase activity. The coding region runs from base 242 to 1996 and encodes 584 amino acids. The record is from RefSeq and is a predicted model, not a curated record.
CCGCGCGGGGGUCCCAGACACCGCCUCGCCGCGACCCGGGGCCCUGAGGGGCUGCGCCCCCCUCCCGCGCCUUCCUUGACAGUCCUCGCGGGAGGCGGCCGCCGGCUACCCACCCAGAAGGAGGCCGUCCAUGUCAAAGAGCAGGAUGAGCCUGGCGCUACCCAGUUUCUCUCUGCUGAGAGGUAGUCACCGUCUCUGUACCUGCACAUGGUGGUCUCAGUGACGGAACGUCUCCUGCAGGAUGACCGCUCAAGUGAAGAUGAGGACCCUUCUGCUCGUGAUCCUGUUCCUGUGUGGGGCCCGGAGCCAUGCGAAGUCAAGGCCCAACUUCGUCCUGUUCAUGGCGGACGACCUUGGCAUUGGGGAUCCUGGUUGCUAUGGAAACAAGACCCUCAGGACUCCCAGCAUUGACCGGUUGGCCAACGAGGGGGUGAAACUCACUCAGCACCUGGCGGCCUCGCCCCUGUGCACGCCCAGCAGGGCGGCCUUCUUGACCGGCCGCUAUCCCAUCCGAUCAGGGAUGGCAUCUCAGUCCCAGGUGGGGGUUUUCCUCUUCUCGGCCUCUUCUGGAGGACUUCCCCCCAGUGAGAUUACAUUCGCCAAGCUUCUGAAGACUCAAGGCUAUUCAACAGCUCUGAUAGGGAAGUGGCACCUGGGGACCAGCUGUCAGAACAGAACCGACUUCUGCCACCACCCCUUAAGCCACGGCUUCGACUACUUCCACGGGCUCCCGGUGACCAACCUGAGGGACUGCAAGCCUGGAGACGGCACUGUCUUCACCGCGGCCUUCCAGCUGCUGGUCUUCUCGCCCCUGCAGGUCAUCGGCGUCACGCUGCUCACCCUGGCAGUGCUCAAGUGCCUGGGGCUGCUCCGUGUGCCCCCUGUCGCCUUCUUCUGCCUCCUCUUCCUGGCCGCCCUGAUCCUCGUCCUCCUGCUGGCCUUCCUCCAUUACUUCCGGCCCCUGAACUGCUUCCUGAUGAGGGACCACGAAAUCAGCCAGCAGCCCAUGUCCUACGACAACCUCACGCAGCGGCUGACGGCGGACGCGGCCCAGUUCCUACAACGGAAUGCUGAGACACCUUUCCUGCUGGUCCUGUCUUACCUGCAAGUGCACACGGCUCUCUUCUCCAGCGAGGACUUUGCCGGCAAAAGCAAACACGGUGCUUACGGGGACGCUGCGGAGGAGAUGGAUUGGAGUGUGGGGCAGAUCUUGGAUGUUCUGGAUGAGCUGAAACUGGCUAAUAACACCUUCGUCUACUUCUCCUCGGACCAAGGAGCACACGUAGAGGAGAUGAGCAUCAGAGGAGAAGUUCACGGAGGCAGUAAUGGAAUCUAUAAAGGGGGGAAAGCGAACAACUGGGAAGGAGGUAUCCGGGUCCCAGGCGUCCUCCGCUGGCCAGGGGUGAUCCAGGCUGGGCUGGAGAUCGAUGAGCCAACAAGCAACAUGGACAUAUUUCCGACGGUGCUCAAGCUUGCCGGGUCGCCGCUGCCUGAAGACAGGAUCAUUGACGGGCACGACCUGAUGCCCCUGCUCCGAGGGGACAGCCAGCGUUCGGAUCACGAGUUUCUCUUCCAUUACUGCAACUUCUACCUGAACGCCGUGCGCUGGCACCCGCGGAACAGCACGUCCAUCUGGAAAGCCUUUUUCUUCACACCCAACUUCUCCCCCGAGGGCGCCAACGGAUGCUUCUCCACACACGUGUGUUUCUGUCACGGACGACACGUCACCUACCACGACCCGCCCUUACUCUUUGACCUCUCCAAAGACCCGCGGGAGAGAAACCCGUUAACUCCGACAUCCGAGCCCCAGUUCCGGGAGAUCCUGGAGGCCAUGCAGCAGGCGGCAGACCGCCACACCGAGAGCCUGCGAGACGUCCCCAAUCAGCUGUCGCUGGGGAACAUUGUCUGGAAGCCGUGGCUUCAGAUGUGUUGCUCCUCGGCCAGCCUGUCUUGCCAGUGUGACAGAGAAAAGCAGGACGGAACAGGGAGCCGCUAGCUGUGUGUGUCUGAGGACGCACCGUGCCCGCCCCACCAGCUACAUGACGGACGCACACUGGGAGCCACACUGGGUAAAGCCGGCCCGGGCAGCACCUGCAAUUUGGAUCAUCCUCUGUCUUAUCACGUGGAGACUCCGUCAAGAGCCCCGCACUUACCCCAUGGGGUAAAUAGAGGCACGGAUGUGAGAGUUCCAUCCUCCAUGGCCAAAUGCGGGAGAGGGGAUUCCACUGGGUAUGUCCGACACCGGUGCAGACAGAGCGUAGCAAGGUGCACAGCCCACCUCUUCACCUCUCAGCCAACGUGUAUGAUCCACGGCAGGAGGUGUCACUUACCCGACAAGCUGACGUGGGGAGGGUGUAGCUCAAGUGGUAGAGAGCAUGCUUAGCAUGCGGGCGGUCCUGGGUUCAGUCCCCAGUACCUCUAAAAGUAAGUAAACAGACUUUACCUCCUCCCCCCACAAAAAAAACAAUAGUAAAAGAAAUUUUUUUUUUAAAACUCUGUUUAAAAAAAUAAAAGGUAUGAGCUGAUGUGAUGCUGUGGGCACUGUGAUUCUCACAGAGGUCACUGAUGAAGAAGAGAAUGACGUUUAAAAAGUGCUCUCUGCGGCUAACAUACGCAACUGGAUCAUGAAUAAAAGACUGCUUAUUAAACAAUAAUGGAUGAUGGUGAGUUCCCGCUUGGCUGUUGGAAGGCGAUUACUGUCAAUAUUAUUUUCAAGACGUACGAAAUGCUAUCAUGACAUCUACUGUUGUGUAUACGUAGUUUCUUCAAGAAGUUUGCAGUAUUUAAAAUCUGGAACUAGAAGCUUAUUACUGUUUAUGUAAGAACAACAGAGACUCACAGACAGAUUUGUUUGUGCAGCAGACUUUGGGUGGAACCCCUCGGGAACAAUAAUGCCAAGGCAGAUCUCUUCUGUACAAAUUUCUGUCCCAUAAUUUAUAGCAUUGUAUUUGGGUUCUACUAUUUCUUUGGGGAACGGAGGUUCUGAACUGAAGGACCACUUCAGCGAUGCUACGGUUCAAGGAGUCCCUUGUGAUGUAAUUCAGAAUCAUCGGCGUGGAGAAUGUACGAUAUUUUGUGUGGUGUCAGGGGGACAAGCAAUCCAUGAUCCUUGCCCAUAACCAUGACAUCCUGAGUUCUCGCAGAAUUUAGUGCUGAGAGAACAAUAGUUAAUGUCGGUACUUGUGUUUUGUGUGGUCUGAUCCUGUGGCUAAGAAAUAUCUAUUCCUGGAAUCCGCCAUGAGAUGUGCACUGUUGUUUAAAUUCCAUUUCCCCCAAGCUCAGGAACGCAGGGACAAGGCGUCACCGGAUCUCGUGGGAGAUUGGCGGAUAGGGACAGAGCUGGAGCGAGUUCCACCGGCCCCUCCCGCGGAAAGACGUCACCCACGCGGAGAACACACCUGUCACCUUCAGACACUGUGCAUCCUCCGCCCACACCGCGCAAAUUCCUCUGUCGGUCAGUCCGCAGGAGCUGCCGUCCUUCCGCCUCCCAUUCAUCUCUUUUGGGAACAUGUCUGAACAUCACUCUCAGCUCAGAGUUUUCUCAAUUCCAUGAGGGUGCCAGUAAAUGGAAUGCCUGACCCCGCCGUGCACUUUGGAAAGGAUGCGUGCUCCUGUGCCUCAGGCUUUCCGAAUGUGGGCUGGAGUUUCCUCAGUAUGUCCCCACUGGAGAAUUUCUGAGAUUCAGAAGCCUUUCCCAAGCUCCUGUUGAAAGUCUGCUAGUUUGGGUUUUAACCUUUCUUUUUCUUAAAAAAAAAAUAGAAAUGAUUUCCCCUGCCUCCCUGGGAAUGGUUCAAAGUUGGAAAGCAAGCAGGAUUCUUGCUUACAGUGUGGAUUUCUCAUUCCAAAACAAUUGCCAAACAUCUGUCACAUCGUUGUAGGAAAUACUCUCGUUAAAGAGUGCACGUUAAUAAUGUGUUAGGAUUAUUGCUCGUAUUAUCAGGGAAAAUACUCUGUAAGAUCACUGUUAUGAACUUAAUGUUUAAGAUGAUUGUGUUUACUCCGAGUUGAACAUACUCAGUGAAAAUGGACUUUGACGGAACACUUUAUGACGUGGGGAUGUGUGUUUGAGGACGAAAUAACUUGAGGUACUGUCACAGUGUUUUUACACAUGGCUAUGUAUGGAAUUAGUUGUUUAAUCUGUGCAAUACUAACAGCCAAGAAGGACACACGUACGUCUGGAUGUGCAAAGAGCUUUCAAGUAUUUGCCUCAGAAUAGCUUCAGUUGCCAUUACCUUUCCGGGUAUUUGAAAAUCAGGUUUAUUUAUAAUAAUCACAAUUACCUUUGACUUCAAAUCACAUACCGUCUGAAAGUUUUGCUUGGAAUGUACAACAGGAAAUUUCAGUUCCCAUUGGUAUGAGCUCUUGAGUUGCAUGUCGAAACCUUAGUGGGUUUUGAAGCUUUAAACAAAUUCUUCUUGGAAAGCAACUUUGUAUUUCUAGCAUUUCAUGGAUGUGAAAAGCUAAGCAAAUGGUAACCUAUAGAUAGGCAUUAUUUUAGAAGGCCGGUAACGCCGCAUGGAAAGCAGAAUCCCGGCCUACCCAUUGUGGGAGCUAAGGAGUCAAGACAGGAACGUGAUUUCAGGUGGCCCUGAAGGGCAUCCAGUGAGGCGUGGAGACGGACAAGUCUUUGGCACGCGUCUGAACAAUGCUGUCUGUGAAGUGAGUGCACCUGUGAAGGUUUCCCAGGACCUUGUUCUGAUGUUACUACAAAAUUACAAUAGAAGGUCUCUUGGCAAUUAAAAAAUUCCGUUCUCUGGGGCUGUGGUUUCUCACGGGACUCAGUUUCAGCAAGCGUGCGGAGUGUUUGCUGUGUUUGAGGCAUGAUGUUAAGUGAGGGGGAGACGGGUUUCAGGUCAGCACGUGUUGAUGGAGACCCCCGCCCCCGGGGCUCCACGGAGGGGUAGGAAGUGUGGAGACGGAUAAGAAAUGCAGUAGCCCCUGACUUCCACUGACUGAUUAAAGGGCAGCCCAAGGCCACAUUAUCCAUCGCACACUCGGCCUCUUUCCAGGGGCUCACAAACAAUGUCUUCGUUUCUUCUACAACCAGCAGGAAGAAAACCUGAACGUUUGCGGUUGAAGAUCAGAUACACAUGGAUACCAGCGCAGGCGUAAACUAGAAUUUUUGUGUGUUUUCAUCCGGUUUAUGUUUUGAUGUAACCUGUCUUUGCCUGAAGACAUACUUGUCUGUGUGUCCAGCUCUUAACUGGCCCCAGACCCAGAUGAAGCGGCUUCUUGGCUGGACAGAUGUUUCGAGCAGAGAAGUUAGAGGAAGCUCAGUUUCGUUUUGUUUUUAACGGAGGUGCUGGGGAUAGAACCCAGGACCUCCUGUGUGCUAAGCACGUGCUCCACCACUGAGCUGUUAGCCUCCCUCAAGAAGCUAAAUUUUGGUACGAAGAACCUUGUCCACCCUUGUCUGGUUUUCGACUGGAUUCUUUAGGAAAACAGAAGUGGAGUCAGCCUAAAAGCACUUCUGCUCAUGAAGUUCAAAUCCUCAAAGUGACCUUUUCAGGGUGACGCGGUUCAUUUUACCCGGCACACCUGUCCCGUCUUAAGAGGAGCAGGUUGUCAAGUGAAUCUAUACUCAAAGCAGAAACAAACUUACAGACUGGAAAACAAACUUGUGGUGACUAAAGGGGAAAGGGACUGGGCAGAGGGAGGGACACACUGGGAGUCUGGGAUUAACAGUUACACACGACUAUACAUAAAGGAGGUAAGCAACAAGGAGUUACUGUAUAGCACGGGGAACUGCAUUCAAUACUUUGUCAUAACCGGUAAUGGAAAAGACUCUGAAAAAGAUUAGGAAUAAAUGUAUGUGUAGAUAACUGAAUCACUUUGCUGUACAUCUGAAACUUAACACACUAUUGUGAAGCGACCAUAAUAAACAUCUUAUGAACCA